GAGAAAAUGGCGGUUUGUGUCGCAGUCAUUGGUAAAGAAAAUAGUCCGCUUUAUAUCUGUUGUGUUAAUCCAGAACAGGAGUUGGGUUUCCACUACAGCCUGCAUACAAGUCUAGAUGUUAUUGAAGAGAAAUUAAAUAAUUCUAACAAGAGUAACGAUCAAAGGGAUCUGUACCUGGGUACUCUCUACUCUACUGAACACCAGAAAGUGUUCGGUUAUGUUACCAACACUAGAGUUAAAUUCAUCAUCAUUGUAGAUAAUUCAAAUACAAACCUCAGGGAUAAUGAAAUCCGUCAGAUGUUCCGAAAAAUCCACAUAGCGUACACGAACGUGAUCUCCAAUCCGUUCUACACUCCGGGAACUAAAAUAUCUUCCAAACAGUUCAACUCAGUGAUCAACAGUGUACUCGGGAUCCGGGACUAAUCUGUGCCAAACUUUUGGAAAAAUUUAACUCGAAUUUAUUUAGUUAAUUAAUUAAUUAAUUCUCCUGUUUAUCUGUGAUACUUGGAUCUAUCUUUAACCUUUGUUUAUGAUUUCAGA
Molecule: messenger RNA, 540 nt
Organism: Eurytemora carolleeae
Lineage: Eukaryota; Metazoa; Arthropoda; Copepoda; Calanoida; Temoridae
Product: trafficking protein particle complex subunit 2-like protein
Exons: 4
Coding region: 7-423 (138 amino acids)
Biological process (GO): endoplasmic reticulum to Golgi vesicle-mediated transport
Cellular component (GO): nucleus; TRAPP complex; cytoplasm
Source: RefSeq, a predicted model, not a curated record